This is a messenger RNA of Monomorium pharaonis (pharaoh ant), 1142 nucleotides long. Its product is annotated as phospholipase A2. The record is from RefSeq and is a predicted model, not a curated record. The transcript has 5 exons. Bases 163 to 846 code for a protein of 227 amino acids. NCBI's taxonomy places the organism in Eukaryota, Metazoa, Arthropoda, Insecta, Hymenoptera, Formicidae. Gene Ontology annotation, biological process: phospholipid metabolic process; arachidonate secretion.
AAAAAAAUUUCAAAAAUUGAAAAAGUGUUAAAAUUAAGAGAAUUUUUCUGAAAUAUUUUUAUUUCAAGAAAUAUUCCCAUCUGCGAUUAUGUGAACAAUAAUCUAUCGUCUUUUUGUCUUAGUACUUAAAAAUCAAAAUUAUUAAUGGAAGGUGAAUAAACAAUGUCGCGUGUAUUCGUUUGCCUUUCUGUGCUUUUCGUUCUUACCAUCGCCAUUCAAUUCGGCGAUUGCGAAAAUAAUACCACCCAACCCGAAUGUGAUGGAAAUAUCAAAUCUGGUUCCGAUAAAACUCAUAUAUCAGUUAUCGAAGGCAGUCUGAAGGAGUUAAGUGCGUCGUUAAAGAAGUGGAACAAAAUCAUCGGGAGAUCCAAUAAUGAUUCGCAACCUAAAGACGACAAAGGAUCUGUUAGCAAAAUCUUAAAUAUGUUUAAGGAACAUGUUCACUUAAUAGCGCCAGGAACACGAUGGUGUGGUGACGGAGAUAUUGCGCGUGAUGAAGACGAUCUCGGUUUCUUCAAAGACACAGAUGCCUGUUGCAGAGCGCACGAUAAUUGCAAGAACGAUCUCUUAGCCGGCGAAACGGAGGUCAAUAUCAUCAACAAUGGUAUUUUCACAAGGUCUGCUUGUACUUGCGAUUUCGGUUUCUAUAAUUGUUUGAAAAACGCCUCUAAUCUAAUUGCUACCAAGAUCGGAACAAUGUACUUCAAUAUAUUGGGACAGCAGUGUUUCCAAUGUAUAUGUCCAACGGAAGAUUGCGGGCUUGAAGACGAUACUGAAUGUAAAGGUCAUUGCAAGAAGUACAAAUGGGUUGACAGUCCUAAAUUUAUAAAUAUUUUUCAAAACUAAAAAUUUUUAAUUUUAAUAUCUUAAGAACUAAUCUUAGGUGUAAGUCUUUUAAGAUCUUUUAAGAAUCUUCAACUCUCUCAUAAUUUUUGGCAUAACUUUCUUUAAUCUUUGAUAUUGUUUUACAAUUUUAUUUUUAGAAUGGAUAUUUAAAAUUUAAAAAAUACACAUAAUAAUUCUUAAACUAAGAUAAGAAAAUAACUAAAUAUAUUCUUUUGAGAGGCUAUUAGUGUAAUGUACUAAAACUUUAUGUUAUUAUAUAUAUUGUUUAUACAAUAUAAAUAAAAUAGAUCUUGACU